AGUAAAGGGAAAUGGAGUUGGAUGUUGUGUGUUCACUGCUGAAAAGGUACAAGAACAUGGAUGAGCUUCAAACCAUGAUUGAUGAACUAUGGCAAUUGAUCGCAAUAUAAGCUUUGAAUUGGAAAACACAAAUCCUAACAGAGUCAUCAUCAAAUUAUUCAAAUUCAGUUCAGAAUGAUUUAUGGUAGUGAUCAUGCAAGAGCAGCAUCAACAACAACAGCAGCAGCAGCAGAAUCCCAAUCCCUCUGCACUGUUGCCACAACUCACCACCAAUCAAAAUUCCUCAUCAAUCGCCACUUCCCUUAGGUCACCCACCUCCACCACCGCUACCGCCGCCGCCCAAUCCCAACUUUACUCGCCUCUUCAUAUCACUUCCCACCGCCAACCCCUACUUCCGGCGCCAGUCGCAGCUGUUCUCCCGUCAGGGGAGCCGGUUUCGACGGCGCCGGUGAAUUUCCAGCUGGCAAGAGUCCGGCUGUCGGACAUUGCUCCUUAUGACGGUGCGCCGGCGGGGCCAUAUGCGAGGGCAGUGGAAAUGCUGUGUUCGUCUUUGUUGAAGUACAAUGCGGCGGUGAUUGAAUUAGGGAGUGAAGAUACUGCUUUGAUGCGUUGUGGGUUGGAAGGUGCUAGAUUGUUCUUUAGGAGUAGAGCACAUCUUGGUGUUGGGAAGGGAAGCCGUGGGGUUUACAUGUAUAGGGCAGGAAGGGCUUUGGAGGAUUGUGAUUCAUCUCCUCCUUGCAUGGCUGAUAUUUUUAGGUGCAUGGGAAAGGCUUCUCGUGCAGCUUUGUCGGCCAUUGCAAGGCAUCUGCGCCUCAGAAGCGAUGUUUUUAACCAACUGCUUGAUGAUGCUCCAUUACCUGCUAACGAGGUGUCUGCUUCUGUUCUUGUUGGGACCUACUCACAUGCUUCUUUGCAAAACGGAAAAGGUGCCAUUGGAGGUGGUAAGCCUACCGUGAAUGGUGAAGUUGAGAAGGGCUUGUUGACACUGAUAUCUUCUGACACUCCUGGUCUUCAGGUAUGUGACCCCAAUGGCCGCUGGUAUCUGGCAGACAGCGGGUCUGGGCCUGGAGAUCUUUUACUGAUAACAGGCCAGGCUCUUAGCCAUGCCACUGCAGGCCUACAUCCAGCCGCAUCAUAUAGAGCUUCUCCAGAUUGUUUUAUGAGUCCUAAUAGUGGAGGAAGGACUUCACUUGCAUAUAGACUCAUGCCACAGGGCAAUGCUAUAUUGGAUUGUUCUCCAAUUGCAGCAGCUGGUCAUGUUAUUCCUCAAAGAUAUGUUCCAAUAUCUGUAAGCCAAUUUAUGGAUGACCUUGCUGCUGAAGAAUUGAUUGGCAGCAGAUGUGACAAUGACGAUGUUGCUCAAAGAAAUGUGAAUAAGGACCCAUCAUUAAGAAGUGUUCUAUCAGAUCCUUUGUCUGGCUCGUUCCUGGAAGAUGCAAUGCUUGUCUCAUGUGGACACUCUUUUGGUGGUCUCACACUGAGGAGAGUCAUUGAAACAUCAAGGUGCACCCUCUGCAAUGUUGAUAUUGACCCCAGUUCUCUGAUCCCAAAUCACGCUCUUAGAGCUGCAGCAGCUGCUGUCAAGCAUGAGGAUGAUCGAAGGUUAUUUCGUAAUGCUGCUCUUCGAAAGCGGCGGAAAGAAAUGGGUGAACCAAUGGAUCCAAUCAGAAGAGUGAACAGGGAAAAUGGAGAUUUUACUUCACCUGAUGGACUCCAGCGGGGAGUACAAUAUCCAUUUUCAGUAAAUGAGAAAGUUAUUAUUAAGGGUAACAGGAGAACACCCGAAAAAUUUGUUGGGAAAGAAGCUGUCAUUACAUCUCAGUGUCUCAAUGGCUGGUAUUUACUCAAGAUUAUUGGAUCUGGAGAGAACGUCCGCCUGCAGUAUCGUUCUCUCAGAAAGCUCUUAAACUCACCAACCAUGGAGGACCAGGUUCAGUUGCAACCAGUUCAAAAUAGCAGCUCUUAAAAGUAGAUUCAAUUCAGGUUUCCUUCUUUCAUUUUUAGACGAGGAGAGAAAAGGAAACCUUUGUAGUCUUGAUCCUUCCAAGCAAAGAGUUAUAUUUGAUUUUAUAUAGAAUUAAGUUAACUGAUCCGGCUCCUUAUAGCACGUGAUAGAGGUUUAUGUAACUAGCGAAUGUAUCCAAGAGGUGUUAGCUUAUAUUUAUUGUAAAGAAAACAGAAAAAGAUAUUAAAUAACAUGUAAAUUAUAGCUUGCAAUUCUUACAACUACGCAGUUUUGUAGAAUGUGUUGUAUAAUUGUGAACUGUCAAUAGUAAAUAUUGACUUGAAGGGAAUGUAUUUCACAAAUUUAUGAAAAA
This is a messenger RNA of Medicago truncatula (barrel medic), 2318 nucleotides long. RefSeq lists its product as uncharacterized. NCBI's taxonomy places the organism in Eukaryota, Viridiplantae, Streptophyta, Magnoliopsida, Fabales, Fabaceae. Bases 182 to 1966 code for a protein of 594 amino acids. The transcript is spliced from 12 exons. The record is from RefSeq and is a predicted model, not a curated record.